Molecule: messenger RNA, 4294 nt
Organism: Tripterygium wilfordii
Lineage: Eukaryota; Viridiplantae; Streptophyta; Magnoliopsida; Celastrales; Celastraceae
Product: DNA polymerase I B, chloroplastic/mitochondrial
Exons: 12
Coding region: 245-3811 (1188 amino acids)
Biological process (GO): double-strand break repair; DNA-templated DNA replication
Molecular function (GO): DNA-directed DNA polymerase activity; 3'-5' exonuclease activity; DNA binding
Source: RefSeq, a predicted model, not a curated record
AAGGUUUUCCCGUCUCUUACUCUCUUUCAUGUUUCAAGGGUUUUAGCCUCUUCUCUCCCUCUCAUGGCCAUGCCCUGCUCUGUAUCUCUUGCAGACCCAACAACAGUCCCAGUCUCAGUAAGACCGCAAUAGUAUUAGAAUCCCCUCCAAGGCCGGGAUAUUUACUGGGUUGCCACCAGAAACCCACAAAACGGCUCCUUUUGUAAGCAACAGUAGGAACAAGCUGGGCAGGAUUGUUGAACUGAUGGCUACGGGGGUCUCCUCCACACAUACUAGCCCCUUUAGACCGUUUUGCUCUCCUUAUUCUCGGGUAUACCGUUCUUGUUGUCCCUGCUCUGUCCCUUUGACUUCCCGUUCCACUAGAAUCCUUCACAGGCAUGAAGACCAAAAAACCUCCUAUAAUACCUUCUCCAAUAUUAAUAUGUAUAAUAGUUCCAUUGGAUUUCAACAUUAUUCUGGGAAGACAUCUAUUGAUAAGAAAACAUGCAACUGGAAACUUGAGAUUGGUCCUUGUGCAUCAAAAGCUAGUAUGCUCCAACUCUACCUAGAUCAGAAUUGCUCUGGUCGAAAACAUUUUACAAGGACGAUUAUUAAUCAAGAGAGAAUGGGUGUAAAAAGUGGAAAACUUCCCAGAAACUCUAGGAGAGCACCAGCAGUGGAGUUCAUAAAAAAUUAUCCUUGUGGACGCAAGGUAUUCAGCACUGCUACUCAUGGUAGUGAAUAUUUGCAUGGCAGUGCAGUUUCAUGGACAAAAGAAAGAGAAAACUUGGCGAAACAGAAAAAGGAACAGACUUUCGUAGGUGAGAUGAAAUUUCAACACGAUGGCAAUCAGCAUGCUUACCCCUCGAAAGUCAAAUGCACCCUCAAAACUGAACCAUUUUACCAAAGUCAGCUUACUGAGAAACAAGCAUGUUCUGAAAUUGUUGGGAGGCAGCACAGUGCUAUUAAGAAUUAUGCUGCACCUGUACAAAUACAGCCUAGCCAAGGGGCAGAAUAUUUGGAAAAUAUUGGAUGGCAUGUCAAUACUAAGAAUUAUGAUGCAUCUGCUUUAUCUGGUACUGAAUCAAAGGGGACGGCUACAGGCCGUAGACCUUUAUAUAAUGUGAAUGAUCAGUGUGCUGAUGGUCCAUGUAAAACAGAUAUGCCAUUUAUCAAUGGGCAGGGAGAAGGUGCCCGCGCUCGUGGUUCAUUUAGGGCGGAGUCCAUUGUAAAAGGGGAAAAAUUUGAACAGAUCGGAGAUGAAGUUGCUGAUUUAAAGAAAUGUCAAUUGGAUGGUGAACAAACCACUAAUGUUACUGAUAAUCACAUAAAGUCCUCUGAUAAAGAUGAAGCGUCUGUGAUCCAGGCAGAUCUUCAGAAGAGGCUUACUAGCAUUUAUCGUGACAUACUUGUUGUUGAUAAUAUCUCUAAAGCAAAGGAAGUUGUUGGUAUGCUUACAAGUCGGUAUAGACAUCUUGUCCAUGCAUGUGAUACGGAGGUGGCGAAGAUUGAUGUCAAACAAGAAACACCAGUUGAUCAUGGAGAGGUGACAUGCUUCAGCAUUUAUUCUGGGCCAGAAGCAGAUUUUGGAAACGGGAAAUCUUGUGUCUGGGUUGAUGUUCUCGAUGGUGGUGGAAGGGCCCUUUUCCUUGAGUUUGCUCCAUUUUUUGAAGAUCCAUCCAUCAAGAAGGUUUGGCACAAUUAUAGCUUUGAUAACCAUGUUAUUGAGAACUAUGGCCUGAAGCUUUCUGGUUUUCAUGCCGACACAAUGCACAUGGCACGUUUAUGGGAUUCGUCUAGACGAACAGAAGGUGGGUAUUCUCUAGAGGCACUCACUGGUGACAAAAGGGUCAUGUCUUCAGCUGGUGACAAAAAGACUAGUAGGUUUGCGGCUGGGAACCAAAGGACUGUCUCUGAGGCUAAUAGUCAAAAUAUUAUGCCUGAGGCUGGAUCAUUUCAUGAAGAUUUGCUAGGCAAAAUAUCAAUGAAAACCAUUUUUGGCCGGAGAAAGAUCAAAAAGGAUGGUUCAGAAGGUAAAAUGAUAACCAUUGCUUCUGUUGAAGAGCUGCAAAGAGAAGAACGGGAACUUUGGAUAUGUUAUUCUGCCUUGGAUGCAAAAAGCACGCUAAAGCUAUAUGAGAGCUUGAAAGCAAAACUAUUAAAUAUGUGCUGGAAACUUGAUGGGGAACCAGUUCGUGGAAAAAAUAUGUUUGACUUUUAUCUUGAAUAUUGGCAACCAUUUGGUGGGCUCUUAGUUGAAAUGGAAACUGCGGGAAUGCUGGUUGAUCGCGCAUAUCUUGCUCAUAUUGAGAAAGUGGCCAAAACAGAGCAAGAGGUUGCUGUUAGUAGAUUUCGCGAAUGGGCUUCAAGGUAUUGCCCUGAUGCUAAGUAUAUGAAUGUGGGAAGUGAUGCACAAUUGCGCCAGUUACUUUUUGGUGGCAGAAAAAACAGUAUUACCGACGAUGUACUUCCAGUGGUGAAAGAAUUCAAGGUUCCCAAUGUUGAUAAAGUAGUUGAAGAAGGCAAGAAAGCUCCUAAAAAGUACCAAACUAUUAAGCUGCGAAGAAUUGUGAGCGAGCUACCAACUGAUAUUUACACACCCAGUGGCUGGCCCUCAGUCAGUGGAGUUGCUUUAAAGACAUUAGCUGGGAAGCUUACAGCUGAAGGUGAUUUUAUGGAUGACAAUUUGCUGUUAGAAGAUGAAAUAAUUGAAACCUUGGAAGGUGAGGAGUCAUGUGGCUCUACUGAUGUAAAUGAAAACGAUGAUGGAACAGUUUUCAAAGCAUUCGAAUGUGAAAAUGAGACGAGGGAGGCUUGCCUUGCAAUUGCUUCCUUAUGUGAAAUUUGUUCCAUUGACUCGUUGAUAUCCAACUUCAUCCUUCCUUUGCAGGGAAGUAAUGUUUCAGGCGAGAGUGGGCGUGUUCAUUGUUCUCUAAAUAUCAACACAGAAACAGGGCGCUUAUCGGCUCGGAGGCCUAAUUUGCAGAAUCAACCUGCUCUGGAGAAGGAUCGGUAUAAAAUUCGUCAAGCAUUCAUAGCUGCACCUGGAAAUUCACUCAUUGUUGCUGAUUAUGGACAACUGGAACUUAGGAUUCUCGCCCAUCUGGCUAACUGUAAGAGCAUGCUGCUCGCAUUUGAAGCUGGAGGGGAUUUCCACUCAAGGACGGCAAUGAAUAUGUAUUCAAAUAUCCGUGAAGCUGUGGAGAAAAGGGAAGUUCUUCUUGAGUGGUAUCCACAACCUGGUGAAGACAGACCCCCAGUUCCAUUGUUAAAGGAUGCCUUUGCUUCUGAAAGAAGAAAAGCUAAAAUGCUCAACUUUUCUAUUGCAUAUGGAAAAACUCCAGUUGGCCUGUCCCGGGAUUGGAAGGUGUCUGUGAAUGAAGCAAAAAAAACUGUUGCUCUCUGGUAUGGAGAAAGACAAGAAGUGCUUGAAUGGCAAGAGGCUCGUAAAAAAGAAGCCCUUGAAGAUAGACGUGUUCACACUUUGUUAGGCAGGGCUCGCAACUUCCCAUCGGUUAGUCGCGGAAAUCGUUCUCUAAGGGGUCAUAUUGAACGUGCUGCAAUUAAUGCCCCAGUGCAGGGUAGUGCUGCUGAUGUUGCCAUGUGUGCAAUGUUAGAAAUAUCGAAGAAUAUACGUCUAAAGGAGCUCGGGUGGAGGCUGCUUUUACAGGUUCAUGAUGAAGUGAUUUUGGAAGGGCCAACCGAGACAGCUGAAGUUGCCAAGGAAAUAGUUGUCGAGUGCAUGUCCAAGCCCUUUAAUGGCAAGAAUAUCCUCAGAGUGGGCCUGUCAGUGGAUGCUAAAUGUGCUCAAAACUGGUAUGCCGCAAAAUAGACGGUGAGCCUGACUGGGCAACGGUUUUCAGUGCCAAGUCUUUUGUCAUGGACGGUUGAUUACCAGCACCAUCUGCAUUUAGUCAUUUACAGCGUUGAGUGAUCGCUUCCAGUAACAAAAAGAUUUUUCUACAACGGUCACAUAUGGCUGGGUGUUGUGCGGUUUUCUUGGACCUCAUAAGUAGUGAGUUACUGCUUCUUCGAAGCAAAUGGACGUAGAGGGGGGUAACAUGUUGCUUCCACAGCAUUUUGUUUCUAGUAUCUUGAAGAAGGGAAUGCGAGAUCUGUGCCCUGUAUAUUCGGAAUAACCCGAGUCUAAUAUCUAAUAUCUAUGCUCAUUUGUGUACCAUGUCCAGUGUUAUUUAGUUCUUCUGCUGUAUCUUUUAAACAGGAAAUGAUUAUUCAUCUGCUGUUGUGGCUUUUGUUCAGUGAUUAUUCAUCUGCUGUUGUGGGUUUUUAAAAAAAUUCUUGGUGCAGUUUUCCA